Molecule: messenger RNA, 2212 nt
Organism: Closterium sp. NIES-67
Lineage: Eukaryota; Viridiplantae; Streptophyta; Zygnematophyceae; Desmidiales; Closteriaceae
Source: the annotation of a GenBank genome assembly
GCAGAAGAUGGCCCUUGCAGCGGGCCGGGGUCGUUCGUCACCCGGACCGUCGGGGUCCGGGUUUGCUUGCUGUGACGGUAAAACGCAGAGUCCAGUAUGACCCUAGACUCUAAGGUAGAGUCGCUUUGGAAGCGUCGUUGUGUUUCCGGCUCUCAUUCAUCGUCACUUACCGUCUCGCUAGGGUUUGCUGUCUCUCCGAAAGUCUUCAAGUACAAAAAGUUCGCGUUUGCGCCUAACCCGCGGCUGAGAAGCCGAAUGCGACGAGAGCAUUUUCAGCGCAGCAGCAUCCCCGGUAUCUCACGCCUCGACUUCAGCAUAGGCGCUUCGACAGCAUCGACAAAGGCAUCCCCGGGAUUACUUGCAUCACUUCCUGCCCCAUCGCCUCCGCUCUAUCGCCUCCGCUGGCAGCAGCAGAGGCGCAAUGGAGAACCCCCCGCGUCCCCCCUCCGCAUUCCGGCGCCGCCUUGCAUCCCGUUGUAGUCGUGCGCCCGCGCCCCUUGGUUCCGCCAGCCUCUCUCUGCCGCGCCCCUCUCUGCUGCUCCUCGCGCUGCUGCUCCGCCACGCGCCCGUCACCACGGGCAUUCUCCGCCUCACGUCCUCCCUGGCCUGGCAGGACGACUACUCGUUCCUUUCCGCCGACGCCGACUUCGGUCCCGAGAUCCCUUUCAGCGGCAUCCGGGGGAGGUUGUAUCGGACGAUACCAGCCGAUGCAUGCCAGCCGAUUCAGAAUCGCGUGUCAUUCGGCGCCGCCCGGCUCGCGCUGAUUGCGCGCGGGAGCUGUUUCUCUAUAGAGAAGGUGCAUAAUGCGGAGCUCGCGGGGUAUGCUGCGGCGGUGGUGUACAAUAACGAAUCUUAUCCAGAACUCCAUACAAUGAGUGCGGGUCUGCCUCUGACCAUCAAGAUCCCGUCGGCCUUGAUCUCGCUCGAAGACGGGCUCACUAUUCUUUCAGACGUCCACCCCCUCCCGGACCUCCUCGCCACCCUCUAUCCCACCGACCCCGACACCAUCUGGCCUUCCUCCAGGUCCCCACCGCCGCCCCCCUGGUCCCCGCCCUCCAAAAGCUCCUCGACCAUGGUCAUAUGGAUCGUCGUCUCCGUCUUUACACUCAUUAUGGUGCUUGGGUGUGCAUGGCUGAGUUAUAUGCAACAGCGUGCGGAGGCAGCAACGGAGGUGCAGCCGGCCGACGCAGAGGGGAAUCCGGCUGUCUCGCCGACUCGGCUUACGUCAGGAGAAGGUCUUCCGGCUAUUGGGUCGACUCAGCUGACGUCAGGAGGAGGUCCUGCGGCUGUCUUGCCGACUCAGCUGACGUCUUCUACAGAUAAGAUGACCUUAGGGGAGGUCAGGAAGCUGCCCGAGAAGACUUUUACUUGGCUGCCCUGUGCCAAGCGGGCAGGGGCUGAAAAUACGGGCGACAGCAGCAAGGGUGACAGUAGUGAAGGGGAUAAAAAGGAGAAGGUGGCAGUGUUAGGAGGAGAAAACGCAGAGGACUGUGGGCAGAGUGAUUGCAAAGAGCAGGGUAGCAGUAAGGAGAAGUAUCCGUUGGUGCGGCUCCAUACUGAUGAGCACUCAAGUGACAACAGCACGUGGGAAGACAUGGAGUUGGGUCGGCAGGGCAGCGUGCGGAGCCGAGUAUCCUUCUGCAGUAGGAGCGAGCGGGGGCGGCUGGAGGUGCGGGAGGGAGGGGAGGGUGGGGAGGAUGAGGUGAUCAUCAGGAGCGCGUGGGAGACAUGUGCCAUCUGCCUUGAGGACUAUGCGUGUGGGGAACGGCUGAGAGUCCUGCCAUGCAGCCAUGAGUUCCACACUGGGUGUGUGGAUCAGUGGCUCACAACCCGCCAGCCCUUCUGCCCUGUCUGCAAACGCAUUGCACGAGCCUAGAAGAUACCUGCACAAGAAUAAUAGACCCCCUUGUCUCCCACUCCCUCCUACUCUUGGUCAAACAAUUUGGGGCGGGGUUUCGGAUAGCAGACGAAAUCCGUUUGAUGGUCUGAGAAUCACUCAGUUUUUGCCUUUCUAUUUAUUUUUGCUCGGGGAAAUAUAUUUUGUCUGAAUGUUCAUACCAUAAUCGCCCAUACAUAACGCCCUGAGUGCUGUAUAAGAUUCCUCAAAUACGACCCUAUUAGUGUUCACCAAGCAAUCCAGCUGUUCAAGCCUACGGCGUGCAUGACUUCGGAUGUGCGAUUUGUAGGGUCAAAAUGAAAAGAGGGUGGGUCA